Molecule: messenger RNA, 661 nt
Organism: Cicer arietinum (chickpea)
Lineage: Eukaryota; Viridiplantae; Streptophyta; Magnoliopsida; Fabales; Fabaceae
Product: phylloplanin-like
Source: RefSeq, a predicted model, not a curated record
UAUAACCUAUUGCAAUUAAGCAAUACAUUUAAUUUGAGAGCCAUGACUUAUAUAAAAAAUCUUAUCACAUGUGUGUUAAUUAUUGUAAUGGCAAUUCCCGAAGCCAAAGCACAAGUUGGUAUUCUGAAUGAUCUCUUAGGUUCGGCUAAUAUUCAAGGAACUGUACUUUGCACUUCUAAUGACAAUGUGGGUGUCAAUGGUGCUGCAAUCCCAGUUUUUUCAAAUGCUCAAGUACAACUAGAAUGUGGAGGAAAUAUGAUUUCUAAUGCAACAAGUGAUGAUGAUGGAAAGUUUUCAAUUAUGAUGGAUGAUCCUCUGCUAUUUGAUAUAUCUUCACUACUUAAUGGUUGCAACCUAAUGGUUCCAACACCACUCUCCAAUUGCAACACAAAGCUUCCUUCUUUUGGUGGUUUAAUUUCAACCCUCAAAUAUGUUGGGAUUAGUCGUAUUGGGACUAGCACUCUUGCUAACAUUGCACCAUCAGGAUUUCAUUUCAUCCCCAUAACCUAAUUAAUUCGUUAAUACAUCCUAUCACAUCAAAUAAUUUUACUUAUAUUUGAGAUAAAUUAUUAUAUAUCACAAUUAAAUAAAGUCAUGUCUUUCUAUUGUUAUUUUAUGUACUUCAAACUAAAAAAUGUCUCAUCUGCUAUGUAUUAAUAAA